Pyricularia grisea is the source of this 2441-nucleotide messenger RNA. RefSeq lists its product as uncharacterized. Bases 79 to 1986 code for a protein of 635 amino acids. Gene Ontology annotation, biological process: translation; glutamyl-tRNA aminoacylation. Gene Ontology annotation, molecular function: glutamate-tRNA ligase activity; ATP binding. The record is from RefSeq and is a predicted model, not a curated record. Gene Ontology annotation, cellular component: cytosol; cytoplasm; methionyl glutamyl tRNA synthetase complex. The transcript is spliced from 2 exons. Lineage: Eukaryota; Fungi; Ascomycota; Sordariomycetes; Magnaporthales; Pyriculariaceae.
CAGUCACUCUUUGUAUACUACAGCCAAAAAAAAGUCAUAGCAAGGAGAUCAAACAUUUUCUUUUUAUGAACUGCAACCAUGAAAGCUGAGGAGCUUGAGGCCAUAGCCCCCGCUUUGUCGGGCGACUUCCGGUCCAUUGAGGGUCAUCUCACAAGCUUGGAAAAGCACCUGACCCUGCGCACAUAUCUCAACGGCACGCAGCUUGGAGACAUCGAUUCCAAGAUCUGGACCUCGCUUGCUACCAACCGUGCUGCCAUUGCCUUCAUCAGGAGGGGUGUGCUGGCAAAUCUGACCCGGUGGUUUAUCUUUGUAGAGCAGAACCACCCCGAGAUUCAAGGCGAGGUUAAGAAGGCAGCAGCAGCACAAAAGGCCAAGGUAGCAGCGGCAAGUCGAGCUGGUGGCAACUUCAAUCUUGCACUUCAGGAUGCGGACAAGGGAGUUGUAACUAGGUUUCUGCCAGAGCCAUCAGGCUACCUUCACAUUGGUCACGCCAAGGCAGCGUUGCUCAGCGACUACUUCGCACACCAAGCCUACAAUGGCACUCUGAGACUUCGUCUUGAUGACACCAACCCUUCCAAGGAGAAGGAGGAGUACCAGGAUGCUAUUAUUGAGGACCUUGCUCUUAUGGGUAUCAAGGCUGACAAGUUUUCCUACACAUCCGAUUACUUUCAGUACUUGUAUGAGAUGUGCAUAAGACUCAUCAAGGAGGGUAACGCCUAUGCGGACGAUACCGACCAGGAGACUAUGAAGAAGCAAAGGUGGGAUGGAAUCGCCUCAAAGCACAGGGACAUGUCUAUCGACGAGACUCUUCGUGUCUUUGAGGAGAUGAAGAAGGGCUCGGAUGAGGGCAAGCGUUACUGCAUUCGUGCCAAGCUAUCUGUCGACAACCCAAACAAGGCCCUGCGCGACCCAGUUAUCUACCGUUGCAACGACGAGCCGCACCACCGGACAGGCACAACCUGGAAGAUGUACCCAAUGUACGAUUUCGCCUGCCCCGUAGUCGACAGCUACGAGGGUGUCACUCACGCCUUGAGGUCCACCGAGUACACGGACCGCAACCCCCAAUACCAGUGGUUCCUCGACACGCUGAAGCUGCGCCAAGUACACAUGUGGGACUUUGCUCGCAUGAACUUCAUCAGGACCUUCCUGUCGAAGCGCAAACUUGCCAAGCUCGUUGAUACUGGUCGCGUCUGGGGAUGGGAUGACCCCCGCAUGCCUACUAUCCGUGGUGUGCGUCGUCGUGGUAUGACUGUCGCCGCUCUGCGGGACUUCAUCAUCAAGCAGGGCCCAAGCCGAAACGUUACCAGUAUGGACUGGACCGUGUUUUGGGCCGCCAACAAAAAGGAGAUUGAUCCCAUAGCAGCACGCCAUACUGCCCUGAGCCAGAAGAGCCCUGUGAAGGUUAAGAUCACUGGUAAAGAUGCUCCGGCGUCUCCACACUCUGUUGAGAAGCCCAAGCAUCCUAAGAACAAGGAUGUUGGCGUCAAGCAGGUCGCCUUCUCGGACGAGAUCCUGCUUGAGCAGGAGGAUGUUGCCCUUAUGAAGCCGGGCGAGGAAAUCACACUGAUGGCAUGGGGAAAUGCUAUCGUGAAGGAUAUCAGCGCUGGCACACCGAUACCUACCAUGACCGUGGAGCUCAACCUUGCAGGUGAUGUGAAGACGACAGAGAAGAAGGUUACCUGGCUGUCAAACCAGGGUCAAAAGCUCAUUCCUGCAGAGCUUUGGGACUUUGACUAUCUCAUCACCAAAGACAAGCUUGAGGAGGAUGACGACCUGGAGAAGUUCCUGACGCCUGUGACUGAGUUUAUGGAGCCAGCUUGGUGUGGAACCGAUGCCGAGUCUUUGAAGAAGGACGACGUCGUUCAAUUGGAGCGCAGAGGGUAUUACAGGGUUGACAAAGGUCUUGGUGACUGGAAGGAUGGAGAGGAGGGUGAGAAGGGCAAACGAAUUGUAUUCUUCAACAUUCCCACCGGAAAGACCAAAUAGAUGACAGCACUGCCACGGCACUGCCCACGCUUGGAAUCAACAAAAGUACAACAGUCGGCGAACUUAAGCUUAUGACUCUCUAUGUAAUCUUGGAUCUCUCCCAAGAUCAAGGAAUGGUUGCUAUUUAUGGCCCAUGGCAGUACCAAUCAUGGCUGCUUUUGGCGGUCAAUCGAUCACUGCCGCCCUACAGCAGUGUGGCGUCUCCUGCGUACGGCCCGCAAUGAUGUUAACCAGAAUUGUCGCUUCCUUGGACUGGUGAAGAAAUCUCACUUACGAUAGGCGCUUCUCCAUUUCCGGAAUUAUUGGGUGGCAUAGUCAACAUAGCCCCAUGAAGCGUUCAACCACCAGGUAUUAAUUACUGCGUAGUAAGUCAGGCCUCGCCACGCUACUAUUUUAGGACUUUGGAUUUUUUUUGAUAAAUAUAAGAGCUCCUCUGGUCAUCCAUUGAUUCAAAU